GGGGCGGCGCCGGCAAGGAUGAAUAAUUGAGGUAGAGGGGAGGAGGAAGAGGAGCGGCGGAGGAAGAGCGGGAGGCGGGAGCCGCCCGCGCAGGGUCCUCCCCACUCUGCACCCCACCCGCUCCGCCGCCCGGAAGUCGCUCCCCGCCUCCUGCUCCGCCAACAUGGCCGCGAAGUCGGAUGGAGCGGCGGCCGUGGCCGGCCCGGGGCCCGAGGGGCCGGCGGGAGCAGAUCGGGGCGGGGCGGGAGGGCGCGGGGAGGUUGCGGCGGGGAUCGCGGGUCCGGGACCGGUGGAGGCGGGGUGCCCGGGGCCACGCUACGAGCUGCGGGACUGCUGCUGGGUGCUGUGCGCGCUGCUCGUGUUCUUCUCCGACGGCGCCACCGACCUGUGGCUGGCGGCCUCCUACUACCUGCAGGGUCAGAGCACCUACUUCGGCCUCACCUUGCUCUUCGUGCUGCUGCCCUCACUGGUCGUGCAGCUGCUCAGCUUCCGCUGGUUCGUCUACGACUACUCGGAGCCCACAGGGACCCCGGGACCCGUCGUCAGCACCAAGGACAGCGACAUAGUCGGAGCCGCCAUCAGCACCAAGGACAGUGCUGUCGCCUUCCGGACCAAAGAAGGUAGCCCGGAGCUGGUUCCCCGGCCCGCACCAUCUUCAGCCGGCGCUUACCGCCGCCGCUGCUGCCGCCUCUGCGUCUGGCUACUGCAGACCCUCGUUCACCUCCUGCAACUCGGCCAGGUCUGGAGGUACCUGCGUGCCCUGUACCUGGGGCUGCAGAGCCGCUGGCGUGGGGAGCGGCUGCGGCGUCACUUCUACUGGCGGAUGCUGUUUGAGAGCGCGGAUGUGAGCAUGCUACGUCUGUUGGAGACCUUCCUGCGCAGCGCUCCGCAGCUGGUGCUGCAGCUCAGCCUGCUGGUCCACCGCGGCCGAGAGCCGGAACUGCUGACUGCUCUCUCCAUCUCUGCCUCCCUCGUGUCCCUGGCCUGGACACUGGCAUCCUACCAGAAGGUGCUGAGAGACUCCAGAGAUGACAAGCGGCCUCUGUCCUACAAGGGUGCUGUGGUCCAAGUGUUGUGGCACCUGUUCACCAUCGCCGCACGAACCCUGGCCUUCGCCCUCUUCGCCAGCGUCUACAGGCUCUACUUUGGCAUUUUCAUUGUAGCCCACUGGUGCAUCAUGACCUUCUGGGUUAUCCAGGGCGAGACAGACUUCUGCAUGUCCAAGUGGGAGGAAAUCAUCUACAACAUGGUGGUGGGUAUCAUCUACAUCUUCUGCUGGUUCAACGUCAAGGAGGGCCGCAGCCGCCGCCGUGUGACCCUCUACUACUGCAUCGUGCUGCUAGAGAACGCAGCACUCACCGGCUUCUGGUACUCCAGCCGCAACUUCUCCACUGACUUCUACUCCCUCAUCCUGGUCUGCGUGGUGGCCUCCAGCUUUGCAUUAGGCAUAUUCUUCAUGUGUGUCUAUUACUGUCUCCUGCACCCCAAUGGCCCCAUGCUGGGUCCCCAGGCACCUGGCUGUAUCUUCCCCGAAGCCCCAGGGCCUUGUGGUCCUCCAGCUGACGCCAUCACAAGUCCGCCAAGGUCUCUGCCGAGGACUACAGGCGCUGAGCGUGAUGGGGCUGCAGUGGGAGGUGAGCGAGCCGGGACCCCUACACCACCUGUCUUCCAGGUGCGACCCGGUUUGCCUCCCACGCCAGUGGCUCGCCCCUUGCGGACAGAGGGGCCUGUCAUUCGGAUUGACUUGCCUCGGAAAAAGUACCCAGCAUGGGAUGCUCAUUUUAUUGACCGCCGGCUCCGGAAGACCAUUCUGGCACUGGAGUAUUCGUCGCCUGCCACGCCCCGGUUGCAGUACCGGAGCAUGGGCACCUCCCAGGAGCUGCUAGAGUAUGAGACCACAGUAUAGGCACAGUCUGCCUCCCAAAGGGGCAGGCAGGGCUGACCCCACAUUGACCACAGUGUUGAGUCUAGACUUUUCAGGGCCACCAGGCUAAGUGGGAGUAGAUCUUUGGAUCCAAGAGUGGCCCCACCAUUAGGAUCCCUUAGGGGAGAAGGCAACCCUGUGGAGGCCCUAGGCCUCAUUUUAAGCCCUGUGGCCCAUUCUCUAAGUUCCCCUGGACCAGGGCACAGGGCAUCAACUGGUGCUACCCCUCAUGGACUGCCACACUCUCUUGGAAAUGCCAUCUAAUGCUUGGCACAGGGGUCUUAACUCUCCCUGGCCUAGAUUCAUCCCACAUCAUCCCUGGUGGGUCCACAAGAGAGAAGGCACUGCCUGGGGCCCAAGCACCCCUCAGGGAGUGUGGGGGGAAGGGCUGCCAUGUGGUGGAAGGGGAUCUCAGAGAAGGAUGGAGAAGGCUGUUGAGGUUGUGGGAUGAGUUGGGGGGGAUCUCUGGACAGGGUUGGUGCAGUUCCUGUAGGAAGGGGAGCUGGCCAGGAGGAAAAUUAGAGCAGAGAGUAUGAGAGGGGACUUGGGGAUCUGAAAGUGCAUGUGUUGGCAGGAUAAAGAACCCUGAGGGGUGAGGGCUGACAGCAAUAUGAAGGGGUACAAGUGUAGGGUGGGGUGCCUCUGCUGGGAGGUACACUUGGGAGGAGUUCUAUCAUGGAUGAAGUCUAGUCUCCUCAGGUGAAAAGUCACAAGGUGCCAUUUGUUCUAGAAUGUACAUAUGGGAUGUGCCCUCUAGAUGAAGGUCAUAAGCACAGCAGAUAAAAUGUCCAGGGAGAGUCUGUCUGGUUCCACCAUAGAUGAGGCCCUACAGCCUCACUCUGGCACACUGAGAGAGGACCUGUUGGGGAGACAUGUUCUAGAAUACCUCUUGAUAACAUGUCCUAUUGAGCUGCUGAUCUUUUAUAAGGAUCAGGGACCUGGAGCCCUGAUGCUCUUGAUAGGGAAGAUUCUAGCUUCUACUGUGGGUAGUGGGAGAGGCAGGAGCAUGAGUCACCUGCGACGUUCUAGAAUGGGUGCUCUAGUUCUAGGCUGCCAGGGCCUACGGGAGUUCUAGAUCUCCUUCUACACCCCCAGCCCUGUCUUCUCUAAAAGGAAAUUGUCCUCAGGACCCUUGAGACAUUUCUGCUGCCAAGAGGUUCUCAGCUGGGGGAAAAAGGCUCUGGGGACGUGACAUAAAUUUUGGCUUCUUGCCACCCUGCAGUGAGGUUCUCUGGGGCAAUAUCUGGGAGAUUAACUUGUUUUGCCUCAAAUCUGCCAACGCCCCGAGUCUGUGACCCAUUCCCAUGUCCAGACAUCCUAGGUUGAACAAAGGACCACUCAUCCUGGGCCGUGUCCCUGACCUGGGACAGCCAGUCUUGACUGGGAUGCAAGGUGAUGAGACUAGGGAGCUAGGACGUUUGUGAAAUGCAAGACCUAGAGUCCCUUGUCACUCUCCCAUGCCAAGUGAGGUGAGCUCACCGGAAGGGGACAGCCUGGAACCUUAGGGACAAGGGGAAAUGGGGCUGGAAGUGUGGCAGCCUGAGAGAACCCUAGACUAUGCAAAUAAGUCUUUAGCCCUACCUGGCUCAGCUUUUCUCGGAGUUACAGGUAGAAAACCGAGGCUCAGAGUGGCAGCUACUCUCACAAGGUCCCAUCAGUGCUGAUGUGGCAAUGGUUGAUUUGCUGAGGAUGCAGGGAGGGCUCUACACUCAGUCUCAGUGAGGCUGAGAGGCGCACACAGGCACACAUCAUAUCCAGGAUCCAUGCCAUCAUGCCUGGCACCACGGUAGCUACAUCUGUUCUGCCAGUGCAGAAUGCUUUUUUUUUUCUGCCUCCCAGAAUCCCUGAGAGGCCCCCAGAGUGACAGGUAGCUCUAUCCUGACCCAGGCCUGCUCUGAGGGAGUCAUCCACUCUCUUCCCCCUACCCAGGACUAGCUUGGAGACUAACUCCAUGGCCAGCUAC
Molecule: messenger RNA, 3887 nt
Organism: Rattus rattus (black rat)
Lineage: Eukaryota; Metazoa; Chordata; Mammalia; Rodentia; Muridae
Gene: Xkr7
Product: XK related 7
Exons: 3
Coding region: 164-1906 (580 amino acids)
Biological process (GO): apoptotic process involved in development; engulfment of apoptotic cell; phosphatidylserine exposure on apoptotic cell surface
Cellular component (GO): plasma membrane
Source: RefSeq, a predicted model, not a curated record